This is a messenger RNA of Monosiga brevicollis MX1, 2667 nucleotides long. RefSeq lists its product as uncharacterized. Gene Ontology annotation, biological process: protein ubiquitination. The record is from RefSeq and is a predicted model, not a curated record. Bases 1 to 2667 code for a protein of 888 amino acids. The transcript is spliced from 7 exons. Gene Ontology annotation, molecular function: ubiquitin-protein transferase activity; protein binding. Lineage: Eukaryota; Choanoflagellata; Craspedida; Salpingoecidae.
AUGGAGUCGACCGUGCCCGACUGGCUGGCGACGGCAGUGGCCGUGGCUGGUGGAACGACACUGACGGCAUUGGUACAGUAUGGUGGGAGAUGGAUGCGGAGAGGUGUAGCGGGGGAGCAAGUGCUGGAUGAAGACGACGUUGAACAUCCCGACCACCUGAUGUGCCCCAUCUCUCGCGAGCUCUUCAAGGAUCCCGUCUUCACGUCCGACGGCCACACUUAUGAACGAGAAGCCAUCAUCCAAUGGCUGAGGUCGCAAGACCGCAGUCCAACCACCGGGCAGCAAUUGCCAGACAAGGUGCUUCGCCCCAACCAUGCUCUGCGUUCUGAGUUGGCACGCUACCGGGAAGAACAUGGGUUUGCCCCACUCCAAGCCCCUGCUGCUCCAGCCCCUCAGUCUGUCGCCCCUGCCAAUCCCGAGCAAUUUUCUUUGCCCCUCGUACACUCUGCCAAUCGCGCUCGCAUGGAGCACCUGCGAGAACUGAUCAAUUCCAAUCCAGUCCAGCGAUCACAUGAACUUCUGCAGACGCUCAUGGUCACUCGCGACGCCACCCGGAUGCGCGUCGCACGAGAGCUAACAGCGGCAGACGUAUCUCUGCCACCGGAAGCUCCGAUCGAGUUGCAAACGUUAUUCAACAUCCAUGCCGCAUCCGGUCUGGCACCUGAUCAGCCCAUUCUGCACUUUCAAUUUCCGGGCCAGCCCCACCAACAAGCCGGCCAGUCCAUCGCCAUGCAUUUUGAACGAGACCCUGCCAACCCACAUCGACUUGUCCUCAGACCCGCAAACGUGCCCAAUCCUAUUCGGCCCCCAGCGCAACCUCAAGGGCAGGCCCCAGCACAGGCCCCAGCACAGGCCCCAACACAGGCCCCAACACAGGCCUUAGCACAGGCCCCAGCACAGGCCCCAGCACAGGCCCCAGCACAGGCCCCAACGCAGCAUCCAACGCAGCCCUCGACGCAGUCAUCGGCAACCCCACGUCAGGUUUCUUCUGUGCGUCGCAUUCAGAUCAGAGCUACGGCGCCGUCGCAAGCUCAGAACCAAGGUCAAGGCCCCGCGCAAGCCACCGAAUCAGGCUCUGCACAUCAAUCGACAGCAACGACAGCCACCAGGCCGACAUCGAAUGUUGCUGAGACUGCCCACACCCCUUCAGGGGCUGCGACUCAGAGCCCACCCGCACGCGCGGCCACGGGUAACUCGCCCGAGGCUCGCACGGCCAAAAUUGUGCUUGCUUCUGACCAGCAGCGUGAACAUCGCCGAAAAAAAUGCUUUCAAGACCUUGUAGAGCAAGUUUCUGCAGGUCGAUCAUUCACAUCCUCGUUCGAUCGUGGAACAAUCUCGCACGUCUUGCACAGCUUGGGCCCCAACGGCCCUAGCCCCUCUGUUGUCUGGUCCGCAGGCUACUGGCACAGUCGCACGCCACCUACUUUGCCGCGUGAACAAGAAGAGGGAUUUCUAAAUGGGCUACGUGCUAACCUUCGUCAGCUCGACUGCCCGUCGCCUUUUCUUCAUGACAGCUACAUGCGUGAGCAUGUCUUCACCGAUCCGUGUCGCCGAGCCUUGCUGCUCUACUUUGCACUUCAAGAAAGCGAGCUUUUGCAGGGCCGCACGCCUCGACCGGAUCAGGUUGGGCCAAUGGCCCUGAUAGAGCACCUCCGCAAUCACAUGUUUGUGUUUGCCCUCUUUGAGGACUUGGACAUGAUGGACAAGUUCAAUGACCGCGGUUGCGUUGAGCGCUACCACCGUUGGGGUCUAGAUACCAUGCUUUCAAUUGUGCGUUUGCCCUCUCGGUCCCGUGCUUUUGCAGCAGCGACCAGCAAAAACCAAGCCAUUCUUGACGCCGUUGAAAUCUGUAACGCCCGGAACGGCUUCGGGAACAAUUCGUUGACCAAAACUAUUUGCCCGAAUGAAGAUAUUGCUUGGGAAUUUUUGAUGAUGGCGGUUGCCACGGUCGACCGGUGGCAGAUCGUCAACCUACUGCGCCGCCACAACGUACCAUCCGACGUCUUGACCGACAUGGGUUUGCUUUACCGUGCUGCUGAAUUUGGCUCGGAGGCUGUCAUCCGCGCCAUAGUGGCUUGGCUCAGCUGCCAGUCAGCCUAUGAGCUUCUUUUUGACCUCAGUAAUUUGCAGGUCCAGGACACUGGUGACUGUCCACUUCAUGCUGCCGCCCGUUUGGGGCACGAGGGCACCAUCCGUGCGCUGCUUGAAGCCGGCGCCAGCCCAUCGAGUGCUAAGCCCAUCUACACUACCAUGGCCCGCGGCCAACUGUCGGGCAGAGCCGCGCUUGAUUUCACGCGUGACAACCACCGUUUCAAGAGCACCAUCCCCCUGGAUCACUGCCGGGCGCGUCAAGGUGGUGGUCGUCACAAUCACGUCAUCCUCAUCCUCGACGGUGAGAUCUGUAGUGCUGCCGUGCUGCGAGCUGGCUGCCGACGCACCAACGCCUGGGCUUGCUGCCAUUUGAAAGUACGCGGAAGAGAGCAAGUCGUGAACGAUCAUUUGCAUCGCUUGGACAAAGGGGCAAUGCUCGAAGCAAAAACCUUGGCGCAGCGCUCACCUUGGUUCCACUCCACAUCACGAACAUGCGGCCGUGAUGAUGGCUGGCGUUGCAGCGUGCGCUGUUGGUGCAUACAUCGAGCCCCCCAGCAAAAGGGUACAAAACUGUGA